This is a messenger RNA of Kogia breviceps (pygmy sperm whale), 1067 nucleotides long. Lineage: Eukaryota; Metazoa; Chordata; Mammalia; Artiodactyla; Physeteridae. The record is from RefSeq and is a predicted model, not a curated record.
AUGGCAGUUGCAGGUGUACAGCUACAAGAGACCGAGGUGCUGGAUGUCAGCGGAUCUGCACCAGCAGCUUUGGAAGGAUGGAGAAGCUUGAAUAAGCCUGAACCACCAAAGAAGCCAUCUAAUUGGAGGAGAAAGCACGAAGAGUUCAUAGCCACCGUAAGAGCAGCUAAAGGCCUUGGUCAGGCCCUUAAAGAGGGUGGCAAACUUCCUCCCCCUCCUCCACCUUCUUAUGAUCCUGAUUAUAUUCAGUGUCCAUAUUGCCAGAGGAGAUUUAAUGAAAAUGCAGCUGAUAGACAUAUAAAUUUCUGUAAAGAACAGGCAGCACGUAUUAGUAAUAAAGGCAAAUUUUCUACUGAUACCAAAGGAAAAUCGACUUCUCGGACACAGUAUAAGCCUCCUGCACUUAAAAAGUCCAAUUCUCCUGGAGCCACCUCAUCAGGAUCUUCACGAUUACCACAGCCAAGUGGCACUAGCAAAACUGUUGUAGGUGUUCCUUCAGGUAAAGUGUCUUCAGUUAGCAGCUCUUUGGGAAACAAACUUCAGACCUUGUCUCCCUCCCAUAAAGGGAUAGCAGUCCCUCAUGUAGGAGCUAACAUCAAACCUCGAAAUUCCACACCACCUAGUUUGGCUAGAAAUCCUGCCUCAAGUAUGCUUGCAAGCAAAAGAAAAACAUAUACUGAGAGCUACGUGGCCAGGCCAGAUGGAGACUAUGUCUCUUCACUUAAUGGUGGAAACAUUAAAGGCAUUUAAGGAAAUUCAGUGGGACACUUACCAAAAUUCUGCCAUGAGUGUGGGACUAAAUACCCCGUAGAAUGGGCAAAGUUCUGCUGUGAAUGUGGCGUUCGAAGAAUGAUUCUGUGAACAAAAUCCAGAAAGAAAAAGAGGUAAGUCCAGAAUUUUAUGACUGUUGCUGCUUGGACAUCUAGAGCACUUCCUUUAGUGAUUUUGUGCUAAAAUCAUUCAUAAUACUUUUUUCAACAGUUUUUGGAGCAUAAUCCUUUGGCUGUGUAAUGUGUGUGUGUAUAUAUGUGUGUGUACAUAUACUGUAUAUAGUAAAUACCUGACAA